AUGGAAGUGACAGACGUAGACGGAGUUCCUACGCAUGUCUUUAGUCUGGAGGCGUCUCGAGGCAACGACUCUCUCCUCUACAUCAUCCCUGGGAGCCCGGGGAUGGCUCACUUCUACGUCCCCUUUGCCUCGCGGCUCUUCCAGCUGGGCGGGGGAGCGUACGGCGUUAGCGUAGUCUCGCAUGCUGGACACUCUCCAGGGGUGUACAAGACCCCACUACCACCGUCACAGGACGAGCAAGGAGCUACUAGAGACUGGUUCUCCCUGGAGGAUCAAAUCUCCCACAAACUUGCUUUCCUCCGAGACAGAGCAGAGCAGAAGAAAACCCUGUACCUCGUGGGCCACUCCAUUGGUUGCUACAUGAUUCUAAAGAUGCUGAAGCACAUCGCCCCUUCUCGACGUCCACUGUUCACCACAUAUCGAUCUCCUUUCGUUGGCACUGUUUGGCUCUUGGGAAGCAUCCCAGAGUUUGUCAAACUCAAAGUCCUGAGGCAGUGGUUCUCUAGCUCCCCUCCUGAGCAUGUGGACUACAUGUGCAGGGCAGUAAUGAACAUUGAUAGCAGGAGCAUAUACAAUAUCCUCUCCAUGGCUGAUCAGGAAAUGAAGGAGGUAGUGGACUUGCCUGUGGACACUAUUAGAGAGGUUAUAGACAAGCUAGUCUUCUACUAUGGAGUGAGGGACAAGUGGAACAGUGAGAGGAUGUAUGAGGAGAUGGUGGAGAGGUUCCCUGGGAAAGAUAUCAACCUCUGCAAGUCUGGCUACUCACAUUCGUUUGUCAUCGACUCCUCCCAUCCAAUGGCUGAAUACGUUUUCAACAAACUGCCAAAAGAUGAAUGA
Messenger RNA from Geodia barretti, 837 nucleotides. The record is from the annotation of a GenBank genome assembly. NCBI's taxonomy places the organism in Eukaryota, Metazoa, Porifera, Demospongiae, Tetractinellida, Geodiidae.